Plasmodium coatneyi is the source of this 11670-nucleotide messenger RNA. RefSeq lists its product as uncharacterized. The record is from RefSeq and is a predicted model, not a curated record. Lineage: Eukaryota; Apicomplexa; Aconoidasida; Haemosporida; Plasmodiidae. The transcript has a single exon. Bases 1 to 11670 code for a protein of 3889 amino acids.
AUGGAAAAGAGCUUGCAGGAUUUUUUAAUCGAAAAGAGAAAUGUUACCCAAAAUGGGGUCCCCAAUAUGGUCCUAAGUAUAUCCCCCAAUGCUACGCCAAGCAUCACGCAGGAACAAUUUAACAUGAUCAUGUGUAGCAUAAAAAGGAAAGACAAAAAUGACCAGCUACAAACUGCACCACAGAUGGAGGCCCAACAGAACGUAGAAAAUUAUUACCCAAUAAUGGACGAGGAACAUGGUAUGCAUAACCACACCGGAAUGAAUUACAUAGAGAAUAAAAUUGUAAGAAGUGGAGAUGCCCUGGAGAAGACACAUUUUCCCCUAUAUGUUCAGACUUACCCCAAGGAAAACCAACUCCAUGCAGCGCAAAAUAAUGUCAUACAUCCACUGCAGGAAUUACUUCCACCCACUCCACUCCAAUCGAAUAUAAGAACGAAACAGCUAAAUAAAAAAAGUGACCACUGUUACUGUAGUGUCGGAGAUGACGUGGGGGUGAACUCCCCAUCAGAUCAGGGAAACAAUUUAAUCAUGAUGCACGGAAAGAAUAAAGUUGAUUUCAUCUCCCCCCACGCAGACGUCCAAAGAAUGAAGAACCCCCAAGUGGGACAUGUACAAAAUUACUUCGACCAAAGUAGCACCAAUUACAGCGCGAUACAACUUGAACAUUUUCACAAGACCCAUAAACUGAACCAUUGUAAUAACCAAAUGGAAAAUGGUGCAAAGGAGGAGGUGCAUUUUGGGGUGGUUAAUGGAGACUUCCUGCCAUCGGUUCGCUCCUUUAUCGUGGACGGUGUGCCUAAGAUUGACCACGUGAUGAAUCAUAACCAGGGGGAAAUCAACAUAGGAAGCGGUGCAGACACCGAUCCACGUAAAGGUGUAGAACGCAGCUUCUGCACAAAUACGCAUGCAGACGGAGCAAUGACAAACAACCUUGGAGGUAGCCCACCCAGCCGACUAUUCAACCACGCAAGGAACAACGCAAACGAUUAUGACACCACACACCCGGAAAUAAAUUUCAUGAAUGAAAAAGAACAAGAGGUGCUAAACGAGGGGACGAUGCCCACAGAUGAACUCACAAGCAACAUACACUUGGACCCUCCACAGGACCACCACAAAAAUAGGGACCUGCUAAAUAUACAAAAUGUGUGUAAUCUAAAUAGAGAUAAAACCGUCAUCCAGAGAUGCGACUCUCGAGUGAGUAACCAACCAAACAACGAAGAUAGACACACGAACCGUAACUAUAAGAAUGUGUUUCCUGAACAGGAGGGAAACAUCUUUGGCAUAUAUUCCAACUGCUCCCUCGUUAGAAGGGAAAAUAUACCCGUCUACGGUGGUGGAGUUGAGGGCGCCAGCGAAAUGGAGCAAACACACCAGGUGAUCCACACAAAUAACCCACCAACGAGAAAGGAGAUCACCCACCCAAACGAAAUGAUCAUCCCCAACCAGCAACCGACCAAUUGUGUCAUCCACCAAAGUUGCGAGAAAAUGCCUCAUUUGAACAACCCAGGGAAACAAAUUAGUCUGCAGAAUGCUAUGAGUCUAUUAGACGACUACAUAAGCAAAACGAAAAUAAACAAGAUGCUCCUCCCUAGCAGGGAAAGCUCCUCAGGAGGUAUCAACGUCCAAACUGAGAUGAAUACCCCAGCAGGAACAAUUCAAAACGAACUCAGCCAGGGGCGGUAUGUGAACCCUAAUUGGAGCGAACAACCAUUUGUGCACAAUAACAACCAAGUGAACAAAUCGAAUCACCUCAACGGAAUAGACAUGGAAAAGGUAGGAAGAGACCUCCACAGGGAUGAUUUCCCACUGGUCGAUAAAGGGACAAAUAUACCACAUGAUACAUUGCUCCGUUUUGGCAGUGCCAAGUACAGAGACCUACACAACCGUAUAGACGAAUCGAAAGGGGACAAAUGCAUAGGAAGUUUAAAUGUAAAUACUGCGGGGAUAGGAAACUGCGCUAACAAUGUCAUUAACGGGGGGGAGACUACUUAUGGUAAAAAAUUUGAAGCUUACACGAACGCAAAUAUUACCACGAUGGGAAAUAUUUUAACGCAGAAAAGUUGUACUGUAACUGCAAACACAGAAUUUGAACCCCACUGUAAUGAGGACCAUCUAGUCACCAACAUAGAUCUGAGAAACGACAAACAGAAUAACUCAAUCGUGAGCACAAUGGAGGACAAGUCCAAAUGGCUAGUCAGCCUGUGCAGAAGAACGAACAAUUUUAACGUAGGAAACUCCAUCACCCUUAAUGAACACGUAAUGAGUACAAGUAGGCUCCUCAAUCAGAACGACAAAACGAAGCUGCUCAGUGGUGGAAGAGUCCAAACGGGUGAUAUCCCUUGUAGCCAUUCGGAGGAAGGAGGGGGGAUGCUUCUAGACGAGGUUAACAGAAUUGGGGCCUUCUCCCCUGAGGGGUACUUCCUUGACAGUACGCAGGAGAGGGGGAAUAGCUCCCACAUCGAGAGCAACGGGAACAACUACGUCCCCAUGGUAAUCCCACACCAUGCCGCCUCCAACCCAGCCAAUUUUCUCAGUUCUGCAAACAAAAGUAAAGAGGGAAUGGCACCCCUAUCCCUGAUGCUACAACAGAAUAAACAGCAUAGUAUAUGCCAUAGUGUACAGCUAAACCAGGGUGAAGAACACCACACCAGAUGUACUUCCAACGGUCCUCCUCACCACCACAACCACAGCAAUGGAAAUCAUAGUCUGGACAUUUUUACGAACAAUUCUGCAAACUACGCAAUUGAAAAAAUGGGGAAAAAGGCCCUUCCGUUUGAUGCCCCGAUGUGCAAUAUGGAUAAUUCCAAACAGGUGAACCUUCUGAACCCAAUUAAGCAAAUCAUGCAGCCUAUGACAGUGUUCCAGUUUGACCACCACGGGGGGGCAUGUAAUGGGACCAUUUGGAGGGAGCUCCUGGGUUUUCGAAGAGGUGCAAUGGAUUUAGCAGUGGACUCCCCAAUUGGGAACAUCACAGGGGGAGGCGCCUACCCAAGUGACGGGAAAAACGACAACCAUUACGAUGACUACCAUGGUGAAGGAUAUACCAGUGGCUACCCAGAACGGCACACCGACACAAGGAGAACAACCGUGGGAGACGUCCCCCCAGGGAGCAAACUGGAAAUCAUAAUACAAAACAUACGAUACUACAGCAACAAAAUAUUCAAUGAUGUAUUCAUGAACAACGACGCUUUAAAAAAAAAAAAACUGACCGAACUGAAUCUCUAUUUAGCCAAAUUAAGACUGAAAAAUUAUCAGGACUUUUUUUUUAAUUUAAAUAAGUUCUACGAAAUGUUUCUUCUCCUACUGAAUGCAAAUUAUGUCCAUAAAUUUAACUCCUCCAUUUUGUAUAGCAUUUGUGUGGUUGCAAAGAACCUCCUGUUUUUACUCCACCUGGGGGUGUACAUUCUACACGUGAUCAAGACGUGUCUCUACUGUGUCGUCAAAUUAAUUUUAAUCAAGCCCAUUUCCAUUUCGGACAAGGCGUGGUUCUUCCUCCUUAAUUUGUACAAGUCCCUCUUCGAGAAGUUAUACCAGUACUUUAAGAGUGACCUCCUGCUUGGUGAGUACAAAGGGGAAUGCCGCGAUUUGCACACCUACGAUGAUAACUCCCUGGCAAUCCUCCUCCCCUUUAUAAACGCCUUCAACGAGACCAUCCUGGAAUACGCCAAAAUUAGAAUCAUCUCGAGGAACAAAAAGAAGGAGGAACUCAUUGCCUUUCCACUGUACGAGUCGCUCAAGCCGUUUUUCUUUGUCAACACGAAUUACCCAGAUGAGGUGGACAUAACGGAGGAAGACGAAGUGGAGGUGGAAGAUCUACCCCUGGAGGGAGCUGGAGAAGGGACGGGGUACACCACACGCAGCGGGCAGGCUACAAAUGCGCCCCAUACAGAAUGUCCGGAAAAUAGGGGAAAUCUGAAACAGCUCAACCAAACAGCUACCGAAACGACCGACGAAGCGAGUGAACAAACCACCUCUCUGAAAAAGACAUCCAUCCCUGGUGCAACAGUUCCCAAAAGGAAAAACAGCGACUCCCAGAAGGGGAACCACUACUGCUCGGACCAGCAAAGCGGGAAAGUAGACUCCGUGGCCACAUUUUAUUCCAAAAAAAAAGAAGAAAACGACGAGUUAGCCGUGUGCAUACGAAAUAAUAUCCUCUGUUGUGUACAUGUCCUAAUAAAAAUGUUUUCGCACAUCUAUAUAAACGAUUGGGACAAAAUCCUCUACUACUACAAUGAGAACAGAAAAAAAUGGAUCCCCAUAUUUUUGACCCUCACGAUGAAUGACCAGAAUCAGAAGAUCCGAACGAAUUCGAUUUUGUGCCUCAAGUACCUCUUCGACUGUAAACAACUCAAGUACUGGUUUCUGCUGAAGGAGGGGAGUUACACCAACGCUCCGCCUGGAAGCCACAUUAGCGAUCAGGUUAAUAGCCAAGUUAGCUAUCCCACCGGCAGAACGAGAUCACACGAAGAGACAUCCCCCGUAGAAUACCCACAUAACAGGACGAAUAACCUCACGAAGCAAAUUCCAAACGGAAGUACAACCAAAGAAAUAAUACAACUAAACAAGCACAAUCAAAGCGCGCCCAUAAAGGGAGACAACUACCUUCCUCCCAGUAACACCCCUUUUGGAAAAAACUCCUACAACAGUGCAGGUUAUACCAACCCGUCUUUCCCAGACAAACAGACGAAGCAGAAUAUACAAAUGGGCAAAGAACAUCAUCCAGUUCCUUUCCUUAACGAUAUAAACCACAUCAUGAAGAGAGAAGCAGAAAUUGGAACAAAUGCUCGAUCAUCACGGGGAAGCCUCGAAGGGGAGAAUCAAAUGCAGACCUACGGAGAAGUGAGACCUGAUAACCCUGUUGGUAGAAGCUCCAACUGUGGCAUUCCCAACCACAGGCAAGAAUACAGUUAUGAGCGCUACGCGAAGGAACAGUCCAACGAGAAAGCAAACUACUGUAGUGCAAGAAAAGCCGCCACUGAACAGAUCAUUGUAAAGCUACUCACACAGUUUACCAAACUUAUAACCAGAACAUACAUGGUCAACAGAGAAAGUAAUUUCUACACCCCCACGGAUAGACUAAACAUCUGCCGUUUUUUCCUUAGAGUUUCCCAAUCGGUAUUAAUACCAAAGUAUAAAAACUUACUGAAAAAUAUUUUAAAGUUUUUUUUUUUCUACUUAUUAAAAUACCUCAUAUAUUUUAACCAUGGCGAUGUUUUUCAUUUCUGCGUUAAGAAGUUACUCCACAAGGAUGGUACCUCCAAAAGGAAUCGGAAAACAGAAGGGAACACCCCCUUUGGUUAUUCACUCUUUCCAUACAUCGAACAGUUCACAGAGAGGGAAAGGAAAGCAACUCAGUUUUGCAGUUCCAACGUGGUGUGCAGUCAGACAAACAAUAAUGUGCACCUGAACCGACAUAGAAGUGAAUUUUUCCACACGAAGCAACUGAGUGAUAACGACUUCUACCCGCAUGACUACCUAGACGAGGAUGAGCGCGUGUUUAGCUCGCUUAAUAAUUACCUGAAUAACCUUAGGGACACGGAGGAGCACGAAGAGAGUGAUGUGCAGGAGGGGGAGCAGUCACCCAAUCAGAGGUGGGACCAAUCGGGGGGCGAUCCAACCUGCACUGGGAAAGGCCUCCCCAUCCACCACCAUCGCAUGACCCACCUAAGUCUAGCCGAUCAGGAGGAGAGCGCCAAAAAACCAAAACGAAAAAGUAAGGCAGAUAUGAAAAAAGAAAAAGAAGAAAGAAAAAACACAGAGAGUAAUAAUGAGGACGGAGAGGAAAACCCCCCAAAUGAUAGCAACAAAGACAUCACUGGGUAUGACAAAAGUGAGGAAAAUACUUUUGAACAGGCGGAGGAAUUAUCCCCCUCUCAUGUGCAUUCCAAUGAUAUGGAUAAAAAUGGAGCGAGUGCGAACCCCCCCGACGGGAGGACAGACAUGGAUACGACACCAGAUGCACUGCAACUGAAAAAUAAAAAAAAAGAAGAGGAAGAAGAAGGGGAAGACGAUGACGAAAAUGAUGAAGAGGAUGGUGACGAAGAAGAGGAAUCCACAAAAGGGAGCGUAUGUUCAUGCAAACCUGCAAACAUAAUCGAUUCUACAAAAAAAAUAAAAAAGGUCGGCAAAAAAAGAAACGACAACGAUCUAUCCUACCUGUACAAACACAUAGACAAAAUAAAUAAGCAACUCCUAUCGAGCGAAGAUUACGAUCUGCUGAUCAGCAUUCUCUACUCCAACGACUAUUCCAGGGGGUCCAAAUAUAUAACCACGAUAACGGUUAUUAUAAACAUAUUUUCGGUCCUGCUGUGCAAUUACAAUGAUGAGAUUUUUCGCUUCCUCUGUACCAACAUAUACGGGCAGAAUAUGAAUAGAACGUUAAAUGGUUACAAUAUUUACUGCCACCACGCUCCGCAUAAUCAGCUGUAUGACAUCUCCUUUGCACAGUUAAUCUACUUCAUGUUGAUAUUUCUUUAUAAGAUUUUUUACCAGCCCUGCACAGAUGGAAUAGAUAUUUGGCUCGAAAACGGGAACCAACUGGUGGGCGAUAAGGGGUGGAAAGAGGUUAUACCAAGGGGGGAACCCAACCCAGGGGACGCUAACCCAUUGGAAGAGACAGAACAAUGCCAAGAGAAAGAAAACAUAAAUUUGUACAACAACAGCGAUCAGGAAUACUCCCUUAGAGGGCACCCCAACAGAACGGAUCGCUCAAACGCAAACCUCAGAUCCUACCGUUACGAAAAAAAAUACGUAAACAAUUCAUACAACGACCUCUACGAUAAUUACAUCAUUUCCUACAUGCAGCAGGAAAAUAACGACACGAACCAACUUAAUAAUUUCCUGAACAGAAAUAAUUUAAUGCCCAAUUUAAUACCGUAUGAUAUUCAAAUUUUCAAGAAUAUCUUCCUAGUCUUCCAGAAGACAUUAAAGCAUUACCUGUUCUGUUAUAUGCACUGCUGGAAUGACGUCAGAACUUUGCUCGAGUAUUUCUUACAAUCGGAAAAUGUACACAUAAAAAUUAUUUCCAUUAAGAUAGUCAUAGAUAUUUUCACCUUUAUCAAUUCUUACUACGAGGUUAACUGCAGUGAAUACGAACUUCCAACAUAUAGACAAAAGGAUGAAUAUAAGAAUGACGGAAUAUUUAAUAACACUGCGUCGAGGGGGAACGUGUGGGACAACUGCAUGGGGGAACACAUGUUGAGUCCCCAGUUGGGUGGGACAGAAGAAUUACCCCCGUGUGAUCAACUGUGCAGGAAGAACCGCUCCGACGUGGGUUCAUUUAAAACUGGUUUAAGACACUCUGUGCAGAGAUCACCCUGUGGAAGUGUGCACAGCCGCAUCGCCAGUGCAAAGGGAGUCAGACAUGUAAUCCCAGAUUGGAAUACCUCAAUCGGGAACACCUCAAACUGUUUUCUGAGCCCCCCGAAGGGAUCACCCACUAGAAGCGCUUCCAAACAUACGCUUGAUCACGUGCAAAAAGAGGUCCCCCCCGAGGGAAAUACAAACGGUACGCCCGACCAGCACCAGAUCGAAGCAACCCAAAUGAGCAAGAAGAAACAAUUCGUGCAGCUCGUCGAAAGCGACAUGAUCGAACUAUUCAGGAAGUACAUUCUCAUCCACAUCCAUAACAUAAAUAAAAUACACAACGACAUCACAAACAGAAGAAGCAAACUCAAGCAUAUUUUUCUAAACACCAUUAUCUGCAUCUCCCAUUUAAGCUACACAGGAUUUAAAAUCCUAACCGUUGAUGACAUCCAACGAUUGGCAAAACUCGUCUCCUCCUGUGUCCACAGCAUUAAGUGUAACAUAAUUACCGCCCUGAGCAAAUAUAUUAUAAAGUACAUUUUUACCUUUAAUAAAAAAUUUAUCCAAAAUUAUGAAAAGAGGAUAAACUUGCUGCAUAUAAAUUCUACCAAUGUGUACUAUAAUAAUAUCCUCACCACGGCAGCGGGCGUGUCUGUGUCUACUGGGGGAGUUACCCCAGCCCACAGCGGCAUCACUCACGCCGCAAAGAAUGAAUCUUUACAAAAUGCCUUGCAAAAAAACAUCAAAAGUAACGCCCACAGCGUAGACACAUUUGAGCGAAAGUGCAAAACGAACAUGUGUACGAGUGUAACCACAGGGGGUGUUACCUCCCCACAGGUAAACGGCACACCUACAAACAUUUUCAUACAUUCAACCCAGACGAAUACGGGUUCCGAACGGGUGAGUGGAAGCUGCAAGGUAUGUCCUGUUCUUAUCGAAGAAGAGGCAAAGAUUAGCAAUAACCAUGGUAAUACCUCCCCGCAUGACGAUAAUUACACCCACCAAGGAUGGCGUGAUAAAAAAGAUUUGUUCGAAAAUGUAGCGCGCACCCCCACCCGUUCAACCAUAUACAACCCGGAGCAGGUCCCCAACCACAACAACAGUCGUAGAAGCAGCAAUAGCAACAUGGGAAGAAUGGCACGUGAAUUAAGGCAAGUGGGUACACACUCAGCGUGCACAAUAAUGGAAAAGCUGAAAGAGUCAGUUCAAUAUGAGCACUCAUCGGAUGUGACUCCCUACUCAAGGGACACCACCACUUCUGCAAAUAUAGGUGUGUUAAACGCAAUUUCCGAGAAGGAACGAAAAGCACAACCGAAGCAGCAGCAACGGAAAGAGAACCCCGUACGCUGCAUCAGUAUAGCUGACUCAACAUUUAAAUGCUCCCUGGGAAAACCCAUGCUGGAAGAACGAACAAGCAGAAUGAGCAACCCAGGGGGGAGUAACGAAGACCAGAUGACCAAAAAUAAUCCGCCCAAACUUACCUGCACUAAAAAAGAGGUAGACGGAAAAGAUACGGAGCUGUUCCCCAAUAGUUCCCUAACCAAAAUGGCGACGAAUACGAGAAAUGUCAAUAAAGACAAAAUGAGAAAAUUGUGUGGAUUGCUGAAGAGGCAGAACAGAAGGGGGGGUCCCCAGAUGGAUGCAUUGAAGAAGCAUGAGAAUCGCCAAAGAGAGAUGACCAACCAGGUGAAUGAGAUGAACACACAGCGUAAUGACAAACAGGUUUUACUCCCACCCAAUGGUGAAAUUGUGCAACCGAAAAAGAACACCGAACAGGUCACUGAGCCAGGUAGAACAAGAGACACAUGUCUAAUCAAUUCCCUCCACGUGUACGAAAAAGACCAAGGGGACGAAACCCCAUCAAACGACUCCCAAGGCAGACAAAGGAAUGACGCAUACCUACUAGAAAAGCAAAGAAACGAAAGGAAAUUGUUCGAGCUGUACUACAUAUAUAUCUACAUCAUCAUUCACAUUAUCAAAUUUUACAACGAUUCCUUUGUAGACCUAAAGUACUACACAUACAACUGCAUAUGCGAAAUAGCUAGUUCCUAUGUCCCCUUUUAUUUUACUCAAAACAGCAUCAAGACUUUUUCCUACUACAGUAACUACAACAGUGAGGAGAACAAGGACAUUAACAAGUUUAUAAGCUUCAUUAACGGAAUUCGCUUAUCCUCAGAUGUGGAUGGGUUGAAGUUAUUCCGCCUGCGGGGGGACACCGUUACGGGGGAAUUGGUCCAUUGCAACGAGCACAUACAUACCAGUGUAGCCGAUAGUUUUUUUCACAAAGGGGUAACAUGCUUCACCUCCAGCAGCAAUAACACAACGGCCAGUAGCACCUGCACGACGGGGAGAGGUGCGCCAUGCAGAGAUUUUCCAACCGACGCAGGGAGUAUCCCCACCCCCGGCAACCACCCAAAUGGCAUCACUAACCACAACGAAGAAAAACUACAUGACCAAUUCUCAAACAACAUAUACCUCAUUUCCUACAUCGAGUACAUCUACAUCCUCCUCCUAAUCAUACGAGAAAACAAAAACGUAGAGAAGGAUCGGGCCAUCUGUUGCAUAAUUAGGUAUGUAGGAUUUAUAUGCAAAAAUGUAAACUUUUUUUUAUUCAAUUCGAUCAGCUUGCUACCCUCGACGUUUCUGCUGAAGUAUUUCAUGUACCUGAAUAAUUUGGUCGAGAAGAAGGGGCUCCUCGGGGGGGGACUGUCCACAGUUGGACGUAGAUGCAGCAGAGGGUCUUCACACGGCGCUGCCAACACGGGUGUUGUGGCGAACGGGGAGGAUGCGUCCAAGGGGAAAAGGAACCUAAGCAGAAGAAGUACCGAUGCCUUAGUGACCUGCCACUUGCAGAAGAGCAACUCCGAAAUGAAGUCAACGCAAAAGUGCAAACUGUAUCACUUGUUCCUCAACGUCUACGUAAAGUAUGAAUAUAAUUUUGAAGACAACUUCUUUUCGUGCACCGAUAGCGCAGCGAAGUUGGAGGGGUCAGACGGGGAGAAGGAAAUAUCCACAAAGAUGGCCAGUUCAAAUGAGGAUCCCCCCCAAAAGGGUGAUUCCCGCGAAGGGGGUAGAAGGAAGGAGAACAAGAAGGAACAACCUUCCCAGGAGAAGCCAGAUCGGACGCAGAACAUUUCAGGGCAUGCCCCCCAGGAAGUACUAAACCCGGAGCAUCUCUUCCAGGGGUACUCCGAUCAGAGGGAGGAGAAUGUCCACACAGACCCCAUCGUCCUAGAAAUAAAGGACAUCUUCCACUCCAGCAGAGGCAAAAGUAACCCCCCAAUAAACAAAGCGAACAACAACGUCGACGCAAAAAUUAUUCUCUACCUCCUAUCCAUUGUGAAGGAUCACAUAAAGAACAAAAUCACAUGGAAUGUCCUCUACGCCUUCAAACUGAUAUACAACAAUUUCUCCUUCUUCCUGGCUCACAACUUUGCCGAGCUGCAUAGCCAAAUUCUGGACCACCUAAUAAGUACACUCAGGUACACAAAUGUAUAUAAAAUAAAGAUCCUCUCCUCUUUGGCGUUGAUCCAUAUCCCCCUAUACUACAACAUCGAUAAAGUAAAGUUGAAAGAAUUAUGGGAUACACUGGUUACUAACAUCUUCUACCUGGACCUCAUCUUCGUCAGUGAUAAAUCUAACAGUAAACAGUUCCUCUGCUACUAUGAGAAGGGAAUAAAUUACCUCACCAUAAGUAAAAAAACUGAGUACAAAUAUAAGUGCACGCUUAGAGUAAAUAUCUGCGAACUCCUCUACAUGUGUAUCUACCGAUCCUACGUCCACGCCAAUAUAAACGCAGACAUCGUAUUCCAUAACAGGAAAGUAAAUUGUUUUGAAGCCUUCAAAAAUUACACGCACAUUUUUAACAUAAAUAAUGACGUCCAUAUUUAUAACUUGACUCAUAUCUUCAACAACCACGUAACUUACUACUCCUUCUAUAAUAAUGCUGUUUCGCCGGGCAGAAAAUUACCAACCGGCACAUCCGGGGGGGCAGCCAUUCCCCCAAAUGGGACAGUUGCACGUGAUAGCAGCCAUUCGAUGGAACUACGAACAACCUCAGCUGUAAGGCUCAGACAUAGCAGAUCACACUUGGAAGAUAGGAGAAACCAAGUUGGAAGGACCCUGAAAAAGCAAGUAGAAGAAGUAGAAUUGAACCACCAUGAUACAUUCCAACUGCAACUAUUCCUGAACAACCAUUUUGAUAAGUACCAUUUUGUUUACAAAAAUUUAUUGGGCACUGGGAAGAACCCCAUUUUUCAAAUCCUCUUUCAGAAGCUCCACGAAGAAAUUAAGUUAUCCUUAAAGCGCUUCCUCGAGAAGAGGAAACUCACCAGUUUGGAAUCCCCCAGGGGGGUCACCACCUAA